Messenger RNA from Brassica oleracea var. oleracea, 1829 nucleotides. RefSeq names its product protein DA1-related 3-like. The transcript has 11 exons. Gene Ontology annotation, molecular function: ubiquitin binding. NCBI's taxonomy places the organism in Eukaryota, Viridiplantae, Streptophyta, Magnoliopsida, Brassicales, Brassicaceae. The record is from RefSeq and is a predicted model, not a curated record. The coding region runs from base 180 to 1703 and encodes 507 amino acids.
CACCAUCUCUCUCCCUCUCGCGAUAAAUUCAAAACAUGAAUGCAAAAAAAGUUCCUCUCUAAUAUUUUUAUUUGGAAUUUUCUGAAAACUCCCUUGGAAACUGCAACAAAGUUUCCAAUUAGAUGAAAGCAAAGAGCUCUGGGGGCUUUGUUCGGUGAAGAAGGGAGUUAGAGAGUACUAUGGGGUGGUUCUCCUGCUUCAGUCCAUCUACUAAACAAGAUGAUCCAUCUGAGGAUCAUUAUAAAACGGCCAUCAAAAUAUUAAGGCAUGAAAAAGAAGAUAGCAUCGUACGUCAGAAAAGAGAAAAAGAUGAACUGGUUGCAAUAGAGAGAGCAACGGAAGAAAGCUUGAAGCAACUUGAGAAAGAGGAGGCAGAGAGAAGAUUACAAGAGUCAAAGGAGGAAAGCAAAAGAGAGAAAGUGGAUGACGAUGAUGAUGAUCAAGUGGAUACCGAACAGAAUGACAUGAAUAGGGCAACGGAAGAAAGCUUGAAGUCAUUUGAGAAAGAGGAGAAAAAGAGAAUUAGACUAGAAGAGUCAAAGGAGGAAGGCAAAAGAAAGCAAGUGGAGGAGGAUAAGGUACAAAUCAAGCAUUCCAAAGACGAAGAGGUGAAUCCUCCCUCCCCUCCAAUGAUAUGCAAUGGUUGCAAAUCUGAGAUCAAAGAUGGAUUACCUGUCAAUGCCUUUGGUGGUCUAUGGCAUCCUCAAUGUUUAUGUUGUCUUUAUUGCCACAAACCAAUAGCUGAGGACGAGAUUACAAAAAGGAGGAAAUUUCACAGACCUUGCUAUAGGGAGCACCUUUGUACCUGCUGUGUCUGCCAAAAGAAGAUUCCUUCAACAGAGGAAGGUAUACAGUUUUGUGAGCAUCCGUUCUGGAAGGAGAAGUACUGUCCGUGUCAUGAAGGUGAUGGAACAGCCAAGUGCUGUAGCUGUGAAAGAUUAGAGCCUAAGGGAACAAACUUUGUGAUGCUUGGUGAUGAUCGGUGGCUAUGUCUACAAUGUAUGGAAUCUUCGGUCAUGGAUACUGAUGAAUGCAUUGAUUUGCAUUUUGAAAUCCGUGAGUUCUUCGACGGUUUAUUCUUGACAAUUAAGAAAGAGUUUUCUGUUCUUCUGGUUGAGAAACAAGCCCUGAAUAAAGCUGAGCAAGAAGAGAAGAUUGUCUCUCAUCAUGCAGUGGUAACAAGAGGUCUUUGCUUGUCCGAAGUGCAAAAUGUCACAAGUGUAAAAGAGGGACCAAAGAUGGGACCAAACAACAAGCUAACCGACAUGGUUACAGAGACUCAAGUGGUGAGUGGAUGCCCGGUCACUGCAAUUCUCAUCAUAUACGGACUUCCUAGGUUGCUCACAGGAUAUAUCUUGGCUCACGAGAUGAUGCAUGCUUAUCUUAGACUCAAUGGAUGUAAUAAUCUGAACAACGUACUAGAAGAAGGAAUAUGCCAAGUGCUAGGGCACAUGUGGUUGGAGACUCAGAGAUACGACCCUAUUGAUGUUGCUGCAGCUUCUUCUUCAUCAAAUGCGUCAAAGAAAGGUGAGUGGUCUGAAUUCGAGAAGAAGCUGGUGCAGUCUAUGGUGAAGGGUUUAGGAAAGUUAACGAUAUGGUGUCAAAUUACAGCCUCCAGGAAACCCUCAAAGAGAUUCUUCCCCGCCGGGGUUGAAGAAGAAGAAGAUGAAUCAGCUCAUGUACGAAGCAUACCACAUAUAUAAAAUACGCACGUUUCGGCUUUUCCUUUUUUCUUCAUUGUUUAUGUUUUUCAGUAAAGCUUGUUUGGUGUGUGUAAAACAGUUUUUCUUCUUGGUAAAGUUGGAAACUUUAGAGUAUCUUGCUGGAGC